AUGGGAGAAGUAGGGGAGAUUUCAGAUGAGGUGGUCGUUCAGGAGACGACUAGCAAUCAGGAUAUUCCCACAGCUAGUGGGUCGGGUAUGGCUUCUGUAGAACGAAUUGAUUUAGUAACUCAUGGCGUACACGAUUGGAACGGGUUAAGAAAUAAUCUAGCUAGGAGUGGUUCCAAUACGGUUGAGCCAUCGAGCUCAGGAGUUCCGAGGAGGUAUGCGUAUGCGUAUCAAAGCCGGUUUCGUUAUCCUAGUCCAGAAAUUAUUCCCAAGAUUGAACCUCAGGAUCUGUUAGAAAUCGCUGGAAGUACUGCACAGACGUUCAAAGACAUCAACGCUGCGAUGAAGAAACGUGAAGAUGCCAAGAAUGCGUACAAAAAAAGCAGGAAGUCUUCUUCUGCAGUUGAGCCACCAGCCCCUGUCGAGAAGCAAACUUCCGCGAAGAAGAGGGGUAGGGAACGAGAUGAAAAAUCGCAGUCAAAGGAAAGUUCACUCAGCCAAAAGGCCGCCAAAGAAAAGGAAAAAACGAAGUCUCCAGAGAGAAAGGAAAAUGGAGGAAGGUCAAGUUCCAGAACCAGUACAAAGCGGAGCGUUUCAUCGUCUCCAGAGCCACCGUCCAGAGUUCACGACGACGAGCAACGAUCUUCUAAGAAGCGUAAGGAAAAGUCAGCGUCGACCAAGUCAACAUCGACCAAUAUCAAAGGAUGGACUUACGAGCAAAUUUUCAAGCAUUUCAAUCUGAGAGAGUUUACGAUUGACAUUUCGGAUUUCCCUCAUCAUGAACUUCAGGCGUCAACGAGUUCUCAAGAAGCUGUAGUGCCUCCG
This is a messenger RNA of Cooperia oncophora, 822 nucleotides long. The record is from the annotation of a GenBank genome assembly. NCBI's taxonomy places the organism in Eukaryota, Metazoa, Nematoda, Chromadorea, Rhabditida, Trichostrongylidae.